AUGGCGCCGGCUUUGCCCAUCAAAUUUCAGGAGCUGCUACAGCUCAGCAGCUUGGGCGUCAACCCGUCCUCCAUCACCUUCAACACCUGCACACUAGAAUCAGACUCUUUCAUUUGCAUCCGCGACAAGAAGGAUGAGGUCUCCCAGCCCGAGGUUCUCAUCGUUGACCUGAAAAACAGCAAUAAUGUCAUCCGACGCCCCAUCAAGGCCGACAGCGCCAUCAUGCACUGGUCGCGCCAGGUUAUUGCCUUGAGGGCACAGGCGCGGACACUGCAGAUCUUCGAUCUCGAGGCGAAGCAGAAGCUCAAGUCCACGACUAUGAGCGAAGACGUCGUGUUCUGGAAGUGGGUCAGCGAGACGACGCUGGGCCUGGUCACGGAGCACGGCAUCUAUCACUGGGAUGUCUUCGACCCUACUCAGGCGGCACCUGUCAAGGUGUUCGACCGCAAUGCCAACCUUCAGAAUAACCAGAUCAUCAACUACCGCGUUAGUGCCGACGGCAAGUGGAUGGUUGUGGUUGGCAUUUCCCAGCAGCAAGGCCGCGUUGUCGGUGCCCUGCAGCUGUACUCGAAGGACCGCGGUAUUAGCCAAGCCAUCGAGGGCCAUGCCGCUGCAUUCGGCACCAUCCGGUUAGACGGCGCCCCGGAGGAUACGAAGCUCUUCUCCUUCGCUGUCCGCACCGCCGUGGGUGCUAAGCUGCACAUCGUCGAGGUUGAUCACCCCGAAACGAACCCCGUCUUCCCCAAGAAGGCUGUUGAUAUCUUCUUCCCGCCCGAAGCUAGCAACGAUUUCCCGGUUGCCCUUCAGAUUUCGCAAAAGUACGGUAUUAUAUAUCUUAUUACGAAAUAUGGCUUCAUCCACCUCUACGAUCUGGAGACGGGGACUUGCAUCUUUAUGAACCGCAUUUCGGGAGAGACCAUCUUCACUGCCUGCGGCGAUAAGGAAUCCAAGGGCGUCCUGGGCAUCAACCGGAAGGGUCAGGUGCUCUUUGUUAGUGCCGACGAGAACACGAUCGUUCCUUACGUCCUCGAGAGCCAUGGUACCGAGCUGGCGCUCAAGUUGGCCUCUCGUGCUGGCUUGCCCGGCGCCGAUAAUCUCUACCAGCAGCGCUUCGAGCAGCUCUUCGCCAAUGGCAAUUACCAUGAAGCUGCCAAGGUCGCCGCCAACUCGCCUAGGGGUUUCCUCCGGACUCCCCAGACCAUCGAGAGGUUCAAGCGCCUGCCCCAGCAGCCUGGCCAGAUGUCCUUCAUCCUUCAGUACUUUGGCAUGCUGCUCGAUAAGGGCUCCCUUAACCAGCAUGAGACCAUCGAGUUGGCGCAGCCGGUGCUGGCUCAGAACCGCAAGCAGCUGCUGCAGAAGUGGCUCACGGAGAACAAGCUCGAGUGCUCCGAGCAGCUCGGUGAUAUGGUCCGUCCUCACGACAUGACCAUGGCCCUGGCUAUCUACCUCAAGGCCAAUGUCCCGCACAAGGUCGUCGCUGGCUUUGCCGAGACUGGUCAGUUCGAGAAAAUCCUGCCCUACUGCGCUAAGACUGGCUACCAGCCCGACUUCGUCCAGCUGCUGCACCAUAUGGUUCGCAUCAACCCGGAGAAGGGCGCCGAGUUUGCCACGACUCUGGCGAACCAAGAGGGCGGUCCGUUGGUCGAUCUCGAGCGCGUUGUCGACAUCUUCCAGUCCCAGGGCAUGAUCCAGCAAGCCACGGCAUUCCUGCUCGAUGCCCUCAAGGACAACCGGCCGGAGCACGGUCACCUCCAGACCCGUCUCCUCGAGAUGAACCUCAUCAAUGCUCCCCAGGUGGCUGAUGCGAUUCUCGGCAACGACAUGUUCUCGCACUUCGACAAGGCCCGCAUUGCCAGCCUCUGCGAGCAAGCCGGUCUGCUGCAGAGGGCCCUUGACCUGUAUGAGGAUCCUGCUGCUAUCAAGCGUGUUAUUGUCAACAUCCCCGGCUCGGCCAACUUCAGCCCCGACUGGCUUGUUGAAUACUUCGGUCGUCUCUCGGUUGAACAGUCUGUCGACUGCCUCGAUGCCAUGAUGAAACACAACAUUCGCCAAAACCUUCAGUCUGUCGUUCAGAUUGCGACCAAAUACGCCGAGCUUCUUGGUCCCCAGCGCCUGAUCGACCUCUUCGAGAAGUACAAGACCGCCGAGGGCUUGUACUAUUUCCUAGCCAGCAUUGUCAACGUCAGCGAGGACCCAGAGGUUGUCUUCAAGUACAUCGAGGCUGCCACCAAGUUGGGCCAGAUCCGCGAGGUCGAGCGCAUCUGCCGCGACAACAACGUGUACAACCCCGAGAAGGUCAAGAACUUCCUCAAAGAGGCUAAGCUCCCUGAGAUGCUUCCCCUUAUGGUUGUCUGCGAUCGCUUCAACUUUGUGCACGACUUGGUGCUCUACCUGUAUCAGCAUCAGCAGUUCAAGUCGAUCGAGAUCUAUGUCCAGCAGGUCAAUCCUUCGAGGACUCCUGGUGUCAUUGGUGGUCUGCUCGAUGUCGACUGUGAUGAGUCUAUUAUCAAAAACCUCCUGUCUACUGUCAAUCCUCUGUCGAUUCCUAUCGAUGACCUUGUUCGCGAGGUCGAGACUCGUAACCGCCUGAAGCUUCUGCUUCCCUUCCUCGAGGCCCAGGUCGCUUCGGGCAACCAGCAGCAGGCCAUCUACAACGCCCUUGCCAAGAUCUACAUCGACUCCAACAACAACCCGGAGAGGUUCCUCAAGGAGAACGACCUGUACGACACUCUUGUUGUCGGCAAGUAUUGCGAGAAGCGCGAUCCAAACCUGGCCUACAUCGCCUACCGCAAGGGCCAGAAUGACCUUGAGCUUGUGAAUGUUACCAACGAGAAUUCUAUGUACAAGGCCCAGGCACGGUACCUGCUCGAGCGUGCUGACAGGGAGCUGUGGAUGUUCGUUCUUAGCGAGAACAACAUCCACCGCCGUUCCGUGGUCGACCAGGUCAUUUCCACUGCGGUACCCGAGUCCACGGAUCCUGCCAAGGUCUCCGAGGCUGUUGCCUGCUUCCUGAAUGCCGACCUGCCUGCUGAGCUCAUUGAGCUCCUUGAGAAGAUUGUCCUGGAGCCGUCCCCCUUCAGUGACAACCAGAACCUGCAGAACCUCCUCAUCUUCACUGCAGCCAAGGCGGACAAGGCCCGUGUUAUGGACUACAUCCACCGUCUUGACAACUUCUCUGCCGACGAGAUCGCCAACGUAUGCAUUGAGGUCGGUUUGUUCGAGGAGGCCUUCGAGGUCUAUAAGAAGAUCGACAAUAAGGAGGCUGCGGUCAACGUCCUCAUCGAGCACGUUGUUAGCAUUGAUCGUGCCCAGGCUUACGCUGAGGAGGUCGACAUCCCUCAGGUUUGGAGCCGGGUUGCCAAGGCUCAGCUCGAUGGCCUACGCGUCAGCGACUCGAUCGAUUCGUACAUCAAGGCCGAAGACCCCAGGAACUAUGCCGAAGUGAUUGAGAUCGCCGUUGCCGCUGGCAAGAACGAAGAGCUCGUCAAGUACUUGCGGAUGGCCCGCAAGACCCUUCGCGAGCCUGUCAUCGACACUGCCCUUGCUUUCUGCUAUGCUCGUCUUGACCAGCUCGCAGAGCUCGCAGACUUCCUGCGGGCCACGAACGUGGCUAACGUUGAGGAGUCUGGUGACAAGGCUUAUGCUGAGGGUCUCUUUGAGGCUGCCAAGAUCUUCUACACCAGCAUCUCCAACUGGGCCAAGCUCGCAACCACUUUGGUGCACCUCUCCGAUUAUCAAGCCGCCGUGGAUGCUGCCCGCAAGGCCAAUAACAUCAAGGUCUGGAAGGAGGUUCACGAGGCUUGCGUCGAGAAGAAGGAGUUUCGCCUCGCUCAGAUCUGUGGUCUCAACCUCAUUGUCGAUGCCGAGCAGCUGCAGGCUCUCGUCAAGCAAUAUGAACGCAACGGCUACUUUGACGAGCUCAUCAACCUGCUCGAGCAGGGUCUUGGUCUGGAGCGUGCCCACAUGGGCAUGUUCACUGAGCUCGGCAUUGCGCUGUCCAAGUACCACCCCGAGCGCCUGAUGGAGCACCUGAAGCUAUUCUGGAGCAGGAUGAACCUGCCCAAGAUGAUCCGCGCCUGCGAGGAAGCCCACCUGUGGCCUGAGCUCGUCUUCUGCUACUACCAUUAUGACGAGUUUGACAACGCUGCUCUGGCGGUUAUGGAACGCCCCGAGAACUCGUGGGAACACCAGCAGUUCAAGGAGAUCAUCGUCAAGGUGGCCAACCUGGAAAUCUACUACAAGGCCAUCAAUUUCUACCUCGAGCAGCAUCCCACCCUGCUCACCGAUCUGCUGCAGGUCCUGACUCCCAGGAUCGACGUCAACCGUGUUGUUCGCAUGUUCCAGAAGUCGGACAACCUCCCUCUCAUCAAGCCGUUCCUGCUUAGCGUGCAGUCCCAGAACAAGCGCACGGUCAACGACGCCAUCAACGACUUGCUUAUCGAGGAGGAAGACUACAAGACCCUCCGCGACUCGGUCGAGAACUACGACAACUACGAUGCCGUCGAGCUGGCCAGCCGCCUGGAGAAGCACGACCUCAUCUUCUUCCGCCAGAUUGCGGCCAGCAUCUACCGCAAAAACAAGCGCUGGGAAAAGUCUAUCAACCUGUCCAAGCAGGACAAGCUGUGGAAGGAUGCCAUCGAGACCGCUGCUAUUUCGGGCAAGCCCGAAGUUGUCGAGGAAUUACUGAGAUACUUUGUUGACAUCGGCAACCGCGAGUGUUACGUGGGCAUGCUGUACGCUUGCUACGACCUGAUCCGCCCAGACAUCGUGCUGGAGCUGUCGUGGCGCAACGGCCUGCACGACUUCACCAUGCCUUACAUGAUCAACCUGUUGUGCCAGCAGACCAAGGAGCUGGCGGCCCUCAAGGCCGACAACGAGGCACGCAAGGCCAAGGAGCAGGAGAAGGAGAAGGUUGAGGACAGCACGCCCAUUCUCGGCAUGAACCGCCUGAUGAUCACGGCUGGUCCCUCCUCCGCCCCGGCCCCUACCUCCCCGUAUGUGCAGCCUAAUGGGUUUGCACCGCAGCCUACUGGGUUCGGUGGCUUCUAA
This is a messenger RNA of Thermochaetoides thermophila DSM 1495, 5049 nucleotides long. Its product is annotated as putative clathrin heavy chain protein. The record is from RefSeq and is a predicted model, not a curated record. Gene Ontology annotation, biological process: receptor-mediated endocytosis; intracellular protein transport; Golgi to endosome transport. The coding region runs from base 1 to 5049 and encodes 1682 amino acids. Gene Ontology annotation, molecular function: clathrin light chain binding; structural molecule activity. Gene Ontology annotation, cellular component: clathrin complex; actin cortical patch; clathrin coat of coated pit. Lineage: Eukaryota; Fungi; Ascomycota; Sordariomycetes; Sordariales; Chaetomiaceae. The transcript has 4 exons.